AUGACCGGAGUCUUUGACAGUUUGGUGGCCGACAUGCACUCGACCCAGAUCACGGCCUCCAGCACGUUCCACCAGCCCCCGCAGCCCCCGAGCGGCGGCGGCGCGGGCCCCGGCAGCAGCCUGCACAAGCCGCAGGAGUCGCCGACCCUCCCGGUGUCCACGGCCACCGACAGCAGCUACUACACCAACCAGCAGCCCCCGGCGGGCGGCGGCGGCGGCGGCUCGCCCUACCCCAGCAUGGGCUCCUACCAGUACCACGCGGGCGGCCUCGGCGGCGUCCCCUACUCCGCCAAGGGCGGCUACGACCUGGGCUACACCGCAGCCUACUCCUCCUACGCGCCCUACGGGACCAGUCCGUCCCCGGCCAAUAACGAGCCUGAGAAAGAGGACCUCGAACCUGAGAUCCGGAUAGUGAACGGGAAGCCAAAGAAAGUCCGGAAACCCCGCACCAUCUAUUCCAGCUUCCAGCUGGCCGCCCUGCAGCGGCGCUUCCAGAAGACUCAGUACCUGGCGCUGCCCGAGCGCGCCGAGCUGGCCGCGUCCCUGGGCCUCACCCAGACGCAGGUCAAAAUCUGGUUCCAGAACCGCCGGUCCAAGUUCAAGAAGAUGUGGAAGAGCGGAGAGCUCCCCUCGGAGCAGCACCCGGGGGCCAGCGCCUCGCCGCCCUGCGCGUCGCCGCCGGCCUCGGCGCCCGCCUCCUGGGACUUCGGGGCGCCGCCGCGGGUCGGGGGCGGCGGCGGCGGCAGCUCGGGCUCCAGCCCCAGCGGCGCGGCCUCGGCCUUCCUGGGCAGCUACCCCUGGUACCACCAGGCCUCGGGCUCGGCCUCCCACCUGCAGGCCGCGGCGCCGCUGCUGCACCCCACGCAGACCCCGCCGCCGCACCACCACCACCACCACCAUCACCAACACCAGCACCAGCACCAAGGCGGCGGGGGCGCCCCGGUGAGCGCCGGGACGAUUUUCUAG
Pipistrellus nathusii (Nathusius's pipistrelle) is the source of this 966-nucleotide messenger RNA. The record is from the annotation of a GenBank genome assembly. Lineage: Eukaryota; Metazoa; Chordata; Mammalia; Chiroptera; Vespertilionidae.